AUGGCCGCCAACGAGAAAGAUGAAAAUGUCAACGCUGCUUCUUCGUCCCCAUCGACCUCCGAUCAUGAGCCCGACUCGCGACCUACAGCGAAGGAAAAUGCAUGGAUCAAGCUGAUGACCUACCUUCAUUGGUACCCGCACGACAUGCCCAGCGAUGAGAAGGCUUUGAUCCUAAAGCUUGAUCUGAGUGUUCUAAUCUUCGGAUGCUUGUCUUUCUUCACCAAGUAUCUAGACCAGCAGUCGUUAACAAAUGCCUAUGUCAGUGGCAUGAGAGAAGAUUUGGACCUACACGGCAAAGAAAUCAACUACUUAACCGCCACGUUUUGGGCCUCAUACUGCACUUUCAUGAUUCCCGCCUGCUACUUUCUAACUCACUACCCGGCGAACAUCGUACUUCCCGUUUUGGAAGUGGGAUGGGGUCUCUCUACUUUUGGCCUCGCGUGGGCGCAGAAUGUGCAGACAGUGUAUGCGAUGCGCUUCUUCACCGGCAUAUUCGAGUGCUGUAGUUUCACUGGAACUAUCUAUGUUAUUGGGAGUUGGUACAAGCCGCAAGAGAUUGGGAGACGUGUGGCGCUUUUCUUCAUUGCGAGUCCACUGGGUACCAUGUUUGCGGGCUACUUGCAGGCUGCGGCGUACACCAAUCUGAAUGGAGUUCAUAGGCUUGCUGGCUGGAGGUGGCUCUUCAUCGUCGACGCAAUCAUCACCCUGCCCAUCUGCCUUCUAGGAUUCUUCGUCUUCCCCGACGUCCCAUCGCGCAGGAAGCCGCGAUUCCUCACAGCCAUCGACCAGGAUUUCGCGCAGAAGCGUCUCCAAGGCCUCACAGCACCACCGCAGCUCCGAAUCUCGAGGUCUAUCUUCCGACGCGUCUUCACCCGCUGGCACUGGUACCUCUUCGUCACGCAAUGGGCCAUCAUGGACCAGAACUUCCUCCCAAGCGCGCAGCCCUUCUCGCUGUACCUCAAAGCAAAGAGCCAUAUCUACUCCAUCGUCCGCAUCAACACUCUGCCCACAAUCGCGACGGCUGUGAGUGUUGUCGCUGCUCUCACGUGCGGGAUUGUCGCGGAUAGGACGGGAAGGUUCUGGGUCCCGGCCUAUUUAGUUACGCUACCGGUAAUCGUGGGGACGGCAUUGCUCGUAGCAUGGGAUGUGGGCGAGAGUGGAAGGCUGGCGGGCUUUAUACUGACCGGGUUUGAGGGAGCUAUGUCCCCAUUAACCAUGGGAUGGGCGACCGUGACCAUGGCGGGUGAUGCUGAGGAGCGUGCAGUCGUGACAGCGAGUAUGAAUGCGAUCGGGCAAGGUAUCAUGGCCGGGACGCAGGUGGUGCAGUAUUCGGCGACGAGUGCGCCCAACUUUCAUGGAGGAUUCAGCAGCAAUUUGGCGACGUCAGUGGUGCAGUUAGUUCUCAUCACUGCCAUCUUGUUCCUUACUGCCAGAGACAAGAAGAAGGCUGGAAACGGAGAUUUGAAGAGUAGAGAUGUUGAGGUUGGUGAGCCGGCUAUCGUGGUUGCAGAAAAGCUGUGA
This is a messenger RNA of Mytilinidion resinicola, 1521 nucleotides long. Its product is annotated as putative allantoate permease. Gene Ontology annotation, biological process: transmembrane transport. The record is from RefSeq and is a predicted model, not a curated record. Gene Ontology annotation, molecular function: transmembrane transporter activity. Lineage: Eukaryota; Fungi; Ascomycota; Dothideomycetes; Mytilinidiales; Mytilinidiaceae. Gene Ontology annotation, cellular component: membrane. The transcript is spliced from 4 exons. The coding region runs from base 1 to 1521 and encodes 506 amino acids.